CAAAUGUUAUGUGCCACAAAACAUCAGUAACGUAAAGAACUCUUCAUUUCAUUUCUGGCAAGGAAAGAACAUAUAUUCAAAUUUAAGAAAUGUGGUAAAAUGGAGAAGUAUUUCCUUACUCUGCUUGUGACAUUGGAGCAGGAGACGGCUAUCAGAGAUUUGUUUUCAAACCAUAAAUGGGAGUUAAUCUUCUCAGAUGCGGAAAAAUGUUGGCAAAGACUUCAGGGUUGGGAAGAGAACUCUCAAUCAUACCCAGCAGCUCCUGUUGGUGUUACCUCCCCUGGAGAACUAGCCAGUGUUGCAGAAAAUGAAGAAAAGGUCUACCAUACACUUGAACAAGCAUACUUGGGAUCUGGAACAUCGCCGGAACAAACAAAUGUAGCAGAGGAUGACUGUAACAGUGGUGAGAUUUCUGCCGUCAAAACCAUGACACCCUUACAGAUAGACACAUGCUUGUCGACAUUGGAACACAAUACUGAGAACUAUGAUAAGAAGACUCCUAACUACAAUAUGGACACUGACACAGACGUCAAUGAUGACAUGUCAGACCAAAGUUUCAAGAGGGCAGCUUCAAAAAUAAGGUUAAAGACCUUUAAGUUUUCAAAGAAUGGCAAAAAGGCUGGGGUAAAAUUGAAAAAGAUUAAGAAUAGUAGGAAACUUAAAAGAGAAAAUGGAAUGAAAUAUUCCUGUCUUGAUUGUAGUAGAAAUUUUACAUCCAAGGGCCAUCUUGCAACACAUAAAGCAAUAAACAAUGGACUUUGUUACUUUCGGUGUCAGUAUUGUGAAAAAAUCUUCUACCGAAAGUAUAACUACCAGUGUCAUGUUCGCACCCAUACACAUGAACGUCCGUACAUUUGUGAACAUUGCGGUAGAGGUUAUGUCACUGCUCACAAGUUGAACUUACACAAGAGAGUGCAUACCGGCUACAAGCCGUGUGUAUGUGAACAGUGUGGAAGGGCGUUCCAUAACCUCAGCGCCCUCGCCAAGCACAGAGAGUACCACCACACCUGGAAGGAACAAAAUCUCAAGUUUACCUGCGAUAUAUGCAACACAAACUUCAGCAGCGAUGCUUAUUUAAAAUAUCAUAAGAAAGUCACGCAUUGCCUCACACGAGAAUUCCAGUGUAGCGAAUGCGAAAAAUUCUUUAAAGCCGAGGAACAUUUAAAAUACCACAUUAAGUUUACCCAUGCUGUGAAAGCUGUGUUUCGGUGUAACUUCUGUGACAAAACCUUUAAAUCACCGUCAUCGCUAAGAAAACAUGUCGAGCGACACAACACAACCAGGGAGAAAAAGUUUCAAUGCACGCACUGUGAUAAAUGCUUCUACGAGAAGUACAAGCUGGAACAGCACGAGAACAUUCACCUAGGCAGAAAACCCUUCCAGUGUGACAUGUGUGAAUAUAGCUGUGCAUUUUCUGGUAAUCUCUCCAAACAUAAGAAAAUACACCUUAAAAGUAAUCCAUAGGGUUUUUAUAUAUACAUGAAAUUGGGCUUUUUAUUAUAUACAAAUGCAGAAAUAAGGUCAGCCAUCCAUCAAAAAGAUAUGUUAGUGGAUUUUAGAUAUUAACAUCAAGAUCAAUUAUGUGUAUCAAUAUGGAAUACAAUUUUGAAUAUCACCAUAAUGAUGCCACUAUUUUGAUAAGAUAUAUUAAAGGGAGGUAAUAACAGCAACCUUAGACCAUUUUUUUUAAAGCUAAAUAUUCCUUAUACAUGAAUUCCAUUGGGAGCAGAUAAUUGAGACCUUUACAAGACAUUUUUUAACUAUCGAUAUGAAUAAACAAGUUAUGGCAUUUUAAAGUUGACAAUAUCUGGCGGCUUUUAUGAAUUUUUGCCCUGAUGAAAUCUUUCAGAAUGAUUCGCUUACUCCGAACUCAUUUUUCACCAUUUUUUCAUAACUUUUGUUGAAGCAAAGUUAUAUUGAUGAAACAUGGCAGUCUUGUGUAUUUUUUUCUUGUCUUUCCAUUUAUUCUACUUUACAAACUCAUUUGUUUUUUAAGAAAAGGCUUUGUAUUGAAACUA
This is a messenger RNA of Mya arenaria, 2018 nucleotides long. RefSeq names its product oocyte zinc finger protein XlCOF7.1-like. The transcript is spliced from 4 exons. The coding region runs from base 100 to 1464 and encodes 454 amino acids. The record is from RefSeq and is a predicted model, not a curated record. NCBI's taxonomy places the organism in Eukaryota, Metazoa, Mollusca, Bivalvia, Myida, Myidae.